CAGCAACUGGACAAUUCAAUAUGUCCUCCCUCCGAGGCUACACUAUUUAUUUACUACGUUCACAUCAAGUUCACGAACACAGGAAAUGUAGUUGGUUGUUGACAACUAUCAUGGGUAGUAAGUCACACAGCUCAUUGUGUUAUAAAAUACAUGAAAACUUGAUACUGCAAUUAAGUUAAUCAGAUAUAGUCGAAUAAAAUGAGUGCAGUGAGAAGAAAAGAUCGUGUUAAUCAUUUAGCUGUGUUUAAACCAAGGACAAAAAAAGAUGACAAUAAUGAAUUAUCAGAGAGAAUUAUUGUAGAAGCUCGAAGAACAGGCGAAUUAACUCUUUCUGGUAGAGGAUUAGCUACUGUUCCUAAAAGAGUAUGGACUUUACAUGAAUUAACUGAAGGAGAAAUAGCAGAGCUAUAUAGAGAAAUUGACUUUGAUAGUAAUGACAAAGAUCAUUGGUGGGAAUAUGAACCAUUAAAAACUUUGAACCUUAGUUCUAAUAGCAUAACUAACAUCGAUUCAGAAGUUGAAAAUUUAUUAGACCUUGUUGAGUUGGAUAUUCAUGAUAAUUUAUUAGAAAAUUUACCAAAUCAGAUUAGAUCAUUAUUGAAACUCAAAAUAUUGAAUCUUUCACAUAAUAAAUUGACUGAAGUCAAUAUCAAUUUAUACACAUUGGAAAAUUUGAGACAAUUGAAUCUCUCAUAUAAUAGUCUCCAAAAGUUAGAUCCAGCUAUUGGAGAUCUUGUCAUGUUGGAAUCUCUGAAUUUAUCGCACAAUAAUUUGAAAGAAUUGCCAGUAGGGUUGGGAUACCUCGUACGAUUAUGUAAUCUCGACCUGAGUCAUAAUCUAUUGGUAGAGCUACCACCGGAUAUUAUGAGCAUGAGAGUUUUAAAAACAUUGGAUGCAAGUUCUAAUCACUUGGAAGUAAUUCCUGCUUUUGGUGAAUUAAGAAAAUUGGAAACUCUAAACCUUCAAGACAAUAAUUUAUCAGUGUUUCCUAAUAUGACAGGUUGUACUGCUCUACGAGAAUUACUGCUUUCAAACAACAAUAUUGUUGAAAUUGAUAUGGAAUGUUUAGAAGGAAUAGGCCAACUAAAAUCCCUUCUACUAAGUCAUAAUAAAAUAGAGACUAUUCCUGAUGAAAUGAUAAAAUUAUUAAAUUUGGAACGCCUCGAUGCAUCAUUCAAUAAACUAACACAGAUUUCUAAUAGCAUUUGUGUGAUGCCAAAUUUGAAAUACUUUAUAAUUGAAGGAAAUCAAGUUAAAAAUGUACGAAGAGAUAUAAUUCAAUGUGGGACUCCACGAAUUUUGAGACACUUAAGACAACAGUUGGAUGGUGAAUCUAUCGACCUUAAUCAAUCAUCAACUGUAUGCUCUAAUUCUAUCUCAAUGCCAGACAGAUAUACAAUGAAGAAUACCAAACUUCUAAGUCUAACUAACAAAAACCUUGAUUUAAUACCUGAAAAUGUUAUUGAAGAUGCUAUUCUAGCUGAAGUAACCUGUGUUGAUCUGAGCCGAAAUAAAUUAUCACAAUUGCCUGACAAAUUGGCAUUAAUAAAAUUUACAGAAGAUUUGAAACUCUUUUGUAAUCGACUGACAUCAAUUCCAAAUUGGAUCGGAGAGGCCUAUAAUCGUCUAAGAUACUUAGAUCUUAGUAAAAAUUUAUUGUCAUCAUUGCCAGACACAAUUGGAAUGCUUGAACAUUUACGUGAAAUAAAUAUUUCACAUAAUAAGUUUGUCACAGUACCUGAUUGUAUUUAUAAUAUUUUACAUUUAGAAAUAUUGGUUGUUCAUGAUAACCAAAUUGAAGAAAUAAAUGCUGAGGCAUUGUCAAAAUUAAAAAGAUUAGCAACUCUAGAUUUAUCAAAUAAUAACAUAAAGUUUGUGCCUCCUGAGUUAGGAAAUCAAACAAAUCUAAGGACUCUACUUCUUAGCGGAAACUGCUUCAGGCAACCGCGACAUGAAAUGCUAAUGAAAAGCACAGAGGAAAUUUUAUCCUAUUUGAGAAACCGAAUUUGUGAUGCGCGAGUGAGUGCAAUGGAAUCACCAGUCAUGUAUGAAACAGGAGCCCACCAGGUUCAAAAUCAGGGUGUUGGAGAUUUAAAAAAAUCACAAGGACUACCUGGGAAUAACAACAACAGUCCGAACAAUAAUAACAACUCAUCUCUUCAAGUCAAUCACAAUCAACAGACCAGCAGUACAGUAAGCAAAGUAUCGGCAAGCAAGGCCAGUCUUCAUCAACAAUAUGCCGAACACUGUGCCGCUGCUGGUGAAUUAACAGAUUUAAAUAACCCAGAGAUAUCUUUGGAUCUUCAACAUUUAAUUGAUGAUUCUCAUUUUAAUGAUGGACUUUUGGAUAUGCUUAGUAGCGGUAAUGGUGCCGUCAAACAUACUAGAAACACCGGAUAUCCGAGAACAACUUUAGCCUACAUGCCUCAACCAGUUCACAGCGGUGCUAGUUAUCAUCAAAAUAGUAACAGCUGCAGCGAUAGUAAUAGUUCGUCUUCCGAAUCACCUAGUAUCAAAGAAGAGCCAAUGGAUCCGACAGAUUAUCGACGACAUUGUCCUCAAUAUCCUCCUGGAGGAUAUAAUCCUGGUAAUGGUCCUUUUACUAAUGGUGGUCCUACCUUUACUACACUGACACCGUCAGCGGUACCAGGUCAUCCUGUUCAUCAUCAACAUCCUCAACAGCAACAACAAUCUCAACACCAACAACAUCAACAACCACCACGGGGACCUAUGAAACCAGUAAUAACACAUCAACACCAAGCAGCGGCUGCUGCUGCCGCUGCUGCUGCUGCUGUUGCGAGAAAACAAAAUAAAACUAUAGAUAAAGCAAGUGAUGAAUACCGACGACGAAGAGAAAGGAACAAUAUUGCUGUGAGGAAGAGUCGAGAAAAAGCUAAAGUUCGUUCGCGGGAAACUGAAGAAAAGGUUAAACUGCUUGUAAAAGACAACGAUAUCUUGAAAAAGAGAAUUGAGCUUCUGACUGAGGAGCUUACUGUGUUUAGAACCUUAUUCAAUAAUGUUGGCGUUGUACCUGAACAUAUGCACCGGGAACUCGCAAGGCAUUUGGAACCAUUUCAGCAACACACACCUAUGUAGCAUCGUCAUCAGCAUGUGUAGUAGAACAUUUCAGCGCACGUGCAAUUUUCGUGACCUUCGAGACUCUUCGGAAAGUAUCCGGCUGUGAAAGCUCACAAACGUCACUGUACGCCGUUAUAUUUUUAAUAGAUCAUUCCGAUCGAUCAUUUUAGCGAUUUAUUAUUCAAUUUUUGAAUAAUAGAUAUACAGGAUAAACAUACAGUCGGAUUUGCGAUUCAUUUAAUUAAUGAAAUAAUAUUAUCUAAUGAAACUAUUUUGGGUAAAUAAUAAAAAAAAAAGUGCCUUAUUAUCCCAAAUGUUCAAUGAACCUGACUAGGAUUAAAUUUGGACACUUUUAUAAAUUAAUUUUUGUAGAUAAAAAAAAAUAAGAUAAAUUUUUUUAGAAACAUUUAUAUAAAUAGAGAUAAUUGCGCUAUUCGAGCACAUAUUCUAAAGUACCGUCAUUUUUUUUUUUUGAUCUCUCUUACUACUCAAGAUUCAAAACAAGUCUUCGAAAUGGCGGCAUCGACAUUAUAACUUUAACUCCUUGGUACCUUUAUUAUUUUUAUCACGAUGUAAGACUGGGAUAGUUACCCGCACAUAAAAGUACCGAUCAAAUCGUACUGUCAUGACUCAUCUUAAAUAAAAAAAAAAAAUCAUAGAAUAAUAAAUCAUAACUAUAAAAUUAUUAAUUUUACAUUUUAUUAAAAACAAAUAUAUAUAUAAAAAAAAAAUUACUAUAUGUUACAUUGAAAUAGAUCGCAAAUUUCUCACUGUAGAUGUAUAUUUUGUUUGCAUAGCGUUGUGACUAGGUACAAUUAUCAUUAAAUUUGUUAAAUAAAUUAGUGUAUCGCUCUUGUACGAAAAUAUAUUUUGGAUAAAAAAAUAACCCCAUUGAAAUUGGAUAUUAUUAGUAACAAUCGUUUUAUAAAUAUUGCUAAUUUUUUGUUUUAUAUAAAAAACAAUAUCGCAAACAAAAAUAUAAAAUUAUUAUAAGUAAAACAUAGUUACUUUAUUUUGUUUUCAAUAAACAAUGAAAAGAAAAAAAAAAAUUCUUAUGACAUAGCGUUAAUAAAAAUUUUUAAAGAGCUGGAUACACAAAAUCCAAAAUAUAAUUUUGGAGUAAAAUAUCCAUAAAAAUGUACACAGCCUUGUAUUAUAGUUAAUUUUAAGUUAAAUAUAGUAAAAAAUGUACGUAAAAAUUAAUAUAUUUUUUGUUCAAAGAGCGAACAUGAAUACUUGUUUGCAAGGGCCAGGAUGAAUCAUCAGUUUAAGAAAAUAUGAAAAAUGUUAUGUUUCGACAAUAGUUUAUUUUAUUAAAUAGUUGAUAAUAUGUUAAGUAAUAACUGUACGCGUACCACCAAAAUCACUGACAUGAGUUACCGUAAAUAUGUGUGAAGCGGGCUUCAUUGUUCAUUUGUUUGAUUGUUGAUCAUUUUUAUGUAUGACAGAAUAAAUGUGAAUUGUCAUCAUCAUCAUUGUUAUAAUAAUAUCAAGUACACUUAAAGUACAUAAUGAAAAAAAUUCUCCUUUUUACUUUCAAUUCUUUUUUUUUUUUUUUCAUGUCUUUACACUAGGACUUCCUCCUCUUCUUCAUCUAUCCUAAAAAAGAUCUUCUGCUCUUUUUAUUUUGCGCACUGUGUAACCUGGCGGGCAUAAGAUGUACGGGUAUGAAUGUAUAUAAUUUUUAUGCGUGCAGCAUACUCAGAGAUGUGUGUAGUGCGACGCGUGUCGAGUAUGAGAUUACCUGUCACGGUUGUCUUCUUGUCUAUGCACAAAUAUAUUUUGAUAUAAAAAUUUA
Molecule: messenger RNA, 4876 nt
Organism: Chelonus insularis
Lineage: Eukaryota; Metazoa; Arthropoda; Insecta; Hymenoptera; Braconidae
Product: leucine-rich repeat-containing protein 40-like
Exons: 11
Coding region: 199-3096 (965 amino acids)
Biological process (GO): regulation of DNA-templated transcription
Molecular function (GO): DNA-binding transcription factor activity; protein binding
Source: RefSeq, a predicted model, not a curated record